Molecule: messenger RNA, 1642 nt
Organism: Dissoconium aciculare CBS 342.82
Lineage: Eukaryota; Fungi; Ascomycota; Dothideomycetes; Mycosphaerellales; Dissoconiaceae
Exons: 5
Coding region: 162-1373 (403 amino acids)
Cellular component (GO): RNA polymerase II transcription regulator complex
Molecular function (GO): transcription cis-regulatory region binding; DNA-binding transcription activator activity, RNA polymerase II-specific
Source: RefSeq, a predicted model, not a curated record
UACCCAUUGGAAUCUCAAAUUACAUCAAGGACGUGCUGAUCAACUCAAUCGGUAUUUGACCAAAGAAGAUACCAUCUCAAGCAUCAAGAUCAAGUCAUAAUCUGUACUUCUUCACCGACGCGCGAACAAUAUCAACAUCUGCACGCGACACCAUUGUAGCCAUGGCAGGUCAUUUACCGUCACACCCAGGUGUGGCACCUCUACAACACUACGCGAGCACAGUCAGCGAUAGUGGAUCCUUCUCUGGUACAAUCUCACAGUCGGAACUUUCAGACUCGGGACCAUCGUAUAGCGUUGAGACAAGGAGCAUUGCAGGCGUACUCACCCCACCUCAAAACCGCAAGGGCCUCACCAAGGAUGGACGAGAAGCCAAGAAACGCGGUCCCAAGCAAGACAGUAAGCCGGCAGCCAAUAGAAGGCAAGAGAUGAAUCGCAGAGCACAGAGAACCCAUCGUGAACGUAAAGAACAAUACGUCAAAGAAGUGGAAGCACAAAACCUUCGAAAUCAGGAGCUGAACAUAGCCCUCUUGAGAGAGAAAGAAGCCAUGGCCCGAGAACUCCAGCGUCUACGGGAUCUCCUCAUUUCACACGGUUUGAACCCCGAUGAUGUGCCGCCGUCACAUUCGGGCGGCGGCGGCAACGCUGGCGGCGGUGGUGCUGCACCCAGCUCCAGCGGUAGCGUCUCAGGGAGCUAUGCCAUGGAUUCCGCAAGGAGUCAAUUCACCCCGAGCACGAGCCCUCAGCAAUUCGAUACGCCGUCUUCGUAUCAUAAUCAAUCAGGUGGGGGCUAUUCACGCACUGAACAGCCUUCUCUGGACUAUGACCAGAUCGGUCUCAAAUUCGUUCUACAUCUCGAACGCCCCUGCAUGGACCACCAACAAUACCUACACAACCGGGCCUUCAACCCGGAAAACCAACCCUUCCACCACCCCGCCGAGAACCCCGACGACAGCGAACACGAGCACAUGUGCGGCCACGCGCUGAUGUGUUCCGCCAUGCCGUACAGCCACACCAUGGAGCGACCCGGCGAGCCCUACCCCUUCCAACUGCCGCCCGAUCUCUCCAAGGACGGCCUCACCCGCCUGAUCAACCUGUGGGGCCAGACGAAUUUGAACUUCGACCGCAAUGGCGAGAUGAACCCCAUCAUGGCGUGGCAGUGGAUUUGGAAACACGAACGCAUCCGGGAGCUCAGUCCGGAGGACUUUGAGAAGUUAGAGGGCCUGUUGGGGACGAAGAGUCGGUGCUAUGGCUUCGGAGCCGUGGUCGAAGAAUUCGAACUCCACGAUGCCAUGGCCCAGAUCCUCGCCGAAAGGGAAGAUACCGUUCCACAGCUGGCUUUUGGGUUCUCGCAGCAGCAAAUCUCCGCCUACUAGAUCGUAGCUGUUCGGUCCGGCCCGCUAGCUCGAGAAAUGGGCGUUGGGAGGUUCGUAGAAGGGAUAGGAUUUCGAUCCUCGACGUUUCUCUUCGGAUCUCUUCUCUCGGAUCGAGAUUCCUGGCACCUUGCAAGGAGAGAUUUGAGGAAGGUCAACGCGCUCGGGAGUUUCUCUUUCAGUCUUCCCAAUGAAGUCGGGGAGGAACACGGCGAAGUUGCCUGUCUCUCGGAGAAGGUGGUUGAAUGGUUCAGAUCUUGACGUGGGCUGAA